AUGGAGGAGGUGCUGGAGGAGGUGAUGGAGGUGAUGGUGGGGGUGAUGGAGGAGGUGAUGGAGGAGGUGAUGGAGGUGAUGGUGGAGGUGAUGGCGGUGAUGGUGGAGGUGAUGGAGGAGGUGAUGGAGGAGGUGAUGGAGGUGAUGGUGGAGGUGAUGGAGGAGGUGAUGGCGGUGAUGGUGGAGGUGAUGGAGGAGGUGAUAGAGGAGGUGAUGGAGGAGGUGAUGGAGGAGAUGAUGGAGGAGGUGAUGGAGGAGAUGGAGGAGGUGAGGGAGGUGAUGGAGGUGAUGGAGGAGGUGAUGGAGGAGGUGCUGGAGGAGGUGAUGGAGGAGGUGAGGGAGGUGAUGGUGGAGGUGAUGGAGGAGGUGAUGGUGGAGGUGAUGGAGGAGGUGAUAGAGGAGGUGAUGGAGGAGGUGAUGGAGGAGUUGAUGGAGGAGGUGAUGGAGGAGAUGGAGGAGGUGAGGGAGGUGAUGGAGGUGAUGGAGGAGGUGAUGGAGGAGGUGCUGGAGGAGGUGAUGGAGGAGGUGAGGGAGGUGAUGGUGGAGGUGAUGGAGGAGGUGAUGGCGGUGAUGGUGGAGGUGAUGGAGGAGGUGAUAGAGGAGGUGAUGGAGGAGGUGAUGGAGGAGAUGAUGGAGGAGGUGAUGGAGGAGAUGGAGGAGGUGAGGGAGGUGAUGGAGGUGAUGGAGGAGGUGAUGGAGGAGGUGAUGGAGGAGGUGAGGGAGGUGAUGGAGGAGGUGAGGAUGGACUCGAUUAUGGCCGUGUAG
Messenger RNA from Knipowitschia caucasica, 765 nucleotides. The record is from the annotation of a GenBank genome assembly. Lineage: Eukaryota; Metazoa; Chordata; Actinopteri; Gobiiformes; Gobiidae.